Molecule: messenger RNA, 1228 nt
Organism: Cylicocyclus nassatus
Lineage: Eukaryota; Metazoa; Nematoda; Chromadorea; Rhabditida; Strongylidae
Source: the annotation of a GenBank genome assembly
UGGAUAUCUCUCCCUAUACUCCGCGCCCCAAAUGGACUCUGCUGGCACAUAUUUGGUUGGUUGGAAAUCCACCCGUGCUAGCACAGCUGUGGUCUUAGGUGAGUAUUGGCAAUGAUUCUACUGUUGAAAACACGGAGUCAAUGUUCUUUAUGCAAUUUUUCGUCUCUUUCUGCACACCCAUUUCUCACAAGCUUUAUGCAGCAUAUCACCAUUGUCGAUCUUCCUGAAGAUGUUCUUCUGAAGAUUUUCAUGUAUCUACGUCUAUCAUGCUUCGUUGCCCAACCCGAACGAUAUUCGUAUGAGAGCAUAUGUUUUUGGUGGUAGCAAAAAGCUUGCAACAAGAGAUCUAUAUCGGCUGCGAGUUGUUUGCAAGAGAUUCAACAAUAUCAUGUGCGAUUAUCACGCUAGUUUCCCUAAACCUCCCAUCGGGUUAAGGCUGCAGGCAGCCGUAAAUCGUGAUCGCACUUACGGUGGAGCUGUUGUCGCCUAAAUUUACGGCGAUUGUGGAAGACGUUACUUUGCAAAGUUUGUGUACAUGCAAGAUGUUCCAGCAGCAAUAUUUCCCGGACAAAUCUGCACAUUCCUUGUGAUCAAAAGUCUUGUACUCACAGAAGAUCUGAUAGAUAUGCUAUUACAGCUUGAUCUUUCUAAGGUGGAGGAACUGUUUUGGUAUGAUAUUCGAGGAUCACAAGUGAAAAAUCUGAUUGAGAAAAUGCAACAACUUUUACGCAAAAUGACAUCGCUAGUCAGUGCGGAGUUCUAUGCAACGGAUGAUUAUUUUGAUCCAACGACAAUGUUUCCAAAUACGGAUUGCUACUGGACGGAACUUGGUUUGGAGAAGUGUCUUGGAAGAAACUGUAUACGCGAUUUGAGAAUCGGUUAUGAUUUUUCGUUGUUCGGCCUACUUUUGGUGUUACAAGGAACGUUAUUUGUUUGACUGUUCGAAGAUGGUUCUGACUCUCACGGUACUGGAGACGAUGUAUCAUUAUUGGAAUUACGAAAUUAGGGCAAGUCUGAAUGCAGAGCUAUCAACAUCUACGAGGUAUUGAGACAAGCAGGUGCCCUUCAUGCAGGUAAUCACACCUGUUCACACUCUGGAGUUCAUCAGAGCUCGGUGAAUGCCUAAGUAGCCGUGUCCGCGUAGGAACUCAAUUUGCUCACCGAAUUUGAUAAUAAAGCUCUUAUCAAGAAUUCUUCCCUUUGCAUUACCUUCAUUUCUUGUCCUUUU